Molecule: messenger RNA, 8504 nt
Organism: Magallana angulata
Lineage: Eukaryota; Metazoa; Mollusca; Bivalvia; Ostreida; Ostreidae
Exons: 50
Coding region: 151-6846 (2231 amino acids)
Molecular function (GO): metalloendopeptidase activity; zinc ion binding; scavenger receptor activity
Source: RefSeq, a predicted model, not a curated record
GUAUGUUGGUCACUAUACCUAAUUAAUUUGUUAUAGCGCGCCCGGAUAAUCAAGUUUAUUGUGUAAAGAAAUUUCAUAAAUGGGUUCAAAAGUCAGCAAAGCAAACACUGAUAGAUGUGCAGUGUAGCCGAAGAUAACUAGCUAUCUGAUAUGGAGACCCCCAUGUUAACAGGGACUUUAUUUUAUUGUGUUUUAUUUGUGUUUAUUUCUGGAAUCUCAAGUUUAACCACAUAUAGAUCUUGUUUGGAUGUAAAACACGGUUCUAAUCCUCCGAACACUAAAGAUGGAGACUACCCCCUCCUUAUCAAGAACAAACUCGUCACACCUAUAUAUUGUGCAGACAUGGCCACCUCCAUCCCAAAGGAAUACCUGACCCUGAGGGCGGGUCCUAGCAACAACUACGCCUCGGUCUACGACAACAUUGGAUCGUCUUCUGUGGUAACCGCAUGCUCAGACGCCCGUCCCCGGCAACUGAACCCUGAGCGUGGGCGGACCGAAUACAAGAAGGUCAGGCUGAACGUUGCACAGUUGUCUGUCAGCAUCACAGACCAACGGUUUACCAUUCAAAGGGGACCCAACGCAAUUCCCUAUGCCACGGCCGGGGACCACUUCACAGUCUCCCCUCAGUGUAUCCCCAUGGGAACGUUUAAACUGGACUUAACCGGAUCUCCGUUCGUUGUCUCUCAGGAAACUCAGUGGACGUUGAACGCAUCCUCUCCCCCUGGGAUCUCCCAAAAACAAUCCAUAUUCAUAACAAACUCCACAUACAUCGGGUGUUUCAUGGAUACAGAUGAGCGACUUUUGCCAAGUGCUAACUUCACUGGCGAUUACGUCACUGUGGAAUCGUGUGUCAAGUUCUGUAACAGCAGGGGAUUCCCCUUUGCUGGGAUGCAGAAUUCCAGUCAAUGUUUUUGUGGAGACAGCCACAAUAGAUACCCGAGGGCCGAGUCCGAGGCCGAAUGUAACCUUCCAUGUGUGGGUAAUGCCAAGGAGAAGUGUGGGGGUGUGGGCAGGAUUUCCGUGUAUGACACGGGUUACCCCCAGGCGAUACAGGGUCUUUGUGGGGGCUUUCCUGGGAGAUGUUACCCUGCUUUGAAGGCAAAACCAGACCAGACUAGGCUUCAGCUGACCCUCAUUCCUUCUCAUCCUUGCCUACAACCAUUGAGUCCUUGCAAGAACGAGGGGCAGUGUGAGGCCGAUGGGGGGAGGGGCUACCGAUGUAGAUGUUUUGAAGGGUUCUCAGGCUUCAACUGUGAAGUUCCAAAUAUUAUUUAUCAAGGUUUAGUCUGCUCGCCACAAUACCAGCCGGAGACCUGUGCCUGUGAUCCUGUCUCCCCUUUGCAGUGCUUUGGGGCCAGGUUUAUAGGAGACAUAUGUCAAACUAAAUCUGGCAUAGCAAAGGUUGGUUGCGCUCCCAGUAACUCGUCCCACGUGUCUCUGUUCAAUGUUGACGGCAGUCUUGGCCAGCAGUCAGUAUCCUGUCCCCCCGGGACCAAACUAGUAUGGUGCUCAGUAUGGGACAAUGACAGAGUGAGGCCUUCCUGGGGUGAGGCAGACAAUGUCCGCUACUCUUCGGGACUGUGCGCUCUCCACCAUCAGUGUCUCACGUGCACUCUGCAGGCCAGGUGUAAAAAGUAUGACUGUGGCUGUAAGAAUGGAGGUCGAUGUCACAAAAUCACGGGGGAAUGCAUUUGUAAGGACGGCUACUACGGAACAAAAUGCGAGACGUUUGAUUACUGCAGUUUCUACGAGAAUGAGAUGGGGUACCUGCCGUGUUACGGGGCCGCUCAGUGCCAUGCUGUUCCGGAAAACGGAAUCCGUGCCUAUGGAGGCGACCAAAGGGGAGACCACUGUGUAUUUCCUUUCAGUUACAAAGACCAAAUGUACGGAAAAUGUAUAGAAGAAAAUAUGUCCAGCCCUCCUUUCGCCUGUGGGUCUGUAUUUGAUGGGUCACGUGAGGGGUACAUUGACCUUGGCCUGUGGUCCCCGGGGUACAAGUACACGAUUGCAGCGUGGGUCAGACCUGCAGCAGCGGACAGGACCAGGCGGACCAUUGUUGGGGGUGUGGGAUACUGCCGGGAUUUCGGGAUCUACAAUUUUGAGAACUUCUGGGUGUACUACAGAGGGAGGAACUGGACCUGUACCAAGGGGGUGGACACCACCCUAGCCAUCAGGACGGGGCAGUGGUACCUGGUGGCCAUCAUCAAUAACGGCACCCACGUGACUGGUUACGCUAACAACCACAGUGUCACCGUGGAGGCCACUCCCUAUUUCUUGCCGACUACAGCGAGUUUCUGGAUCGGGGGAGAGGAGUGUUGUCCCACAGGGCGGUUCAAGGGCAUGAUCAAGUCUGUGAAAAUAUGGAACCGAGCUUUGUCGUACCAGGAGAUCAAUAGAAGUAUGAGCACUACUGGGAGCGAGUUCUCUACCGUUGAGGCGCUGACGGGGGGACUUGUGGGCCACUAUGAACUCGGGGAGGACAUCAAACCUCACUGUAUAGGGACUGACCACGGGGGACAGGACUGGAGCCCCCGGCACCAAUCAUCCAUCUCUGGAACUCAUUGCAAUAUUCUGCUGUUUCACAUACCGAGGGACACCAUUGUGUCUGUAACGCCAUACAACAGGACCACAAACACGGGGGGAGUCCUGGUCAUCGACGCCCGCAACAUCAGGAUAGAGGGGACACUGACGGGAAAUGAGGCGGGCUACCCCGGGGGUCAGCCCAACAGCCGGGGGGGACAGCAGGGCGACUCCAUCAAUGGUAAGGGGGUGAUCAGUACUAAGCGCAACAGAGGCGGAGGAGGGGGAGGACUUGACGGAGGUCAGAUGGAUAGUGGCAAAGGUCAGCCUGGAGGAGGGGCGGGGUUCGGCACCACGGGAUCGAUGAUCGGCGUGUAUAGGAACUGGAGCGUAGCUGGAGAAUAUGGACAGGUCUACGGGGACGGGACCAUGAGCAAACUGUUGAUGGGGUCCGGCGGGGGGAGCGGGGGACGUGCCAAAGACACGUCUAACAACCCCCCAGGUGGGGCAGGUGGAAACGGAGGCGGGGCCAUUCGUUUGCAGGCGGAAAUGAACGUCAUCAUUUCCGGCAAAGUCGCAGUGAAUGGUGGUAAUGGAGGAAACACCGUGCGGUGUGUAAGUAAGUGCCGCUCUUCCUGUCAUGCACUAAAUACAAGUUGUCAGGAUAAAAACGUCACAGAGGAAUGCUGGAGCCAAUCAGGAGCCGGCGGUGGAGGGAGUGGGGGCAGCAUUCACAUCAUUGGGAAGGUGGUGAAGCUAGGUCAGUUGUCUGUGACAGCACAGGGAGGAGACGGGGGGAUCGGAGUUAAAAAAUACUGUGGUGGCUUUGGAGGCCUGGGUCGCGUUCGGGUGGAGGCUGAAAUCUUACACGGAACCCCAACAUCGGAACAAGCUGCAGUCACAACUGUGCUUAAAGAGAGGACGUUCAUCGAUCACAGUCUACCGGGGAGAAGUAAAAUCAAUGUGAAGAGCACUCGGUUUGGAGAUGAGGUUUACCGUGGUUGUUUUGAGGAUACGCCAGCUGAUCAGCUGUUUUCUUUUAAAAUGUCUACGGAAGUGUACAACUUACAACACAUGACACCUGAAUGGUGCAUCAGAUUGUGCAGAAGUGAAGGGCAUCGAUUUUCAGGAACAAAACCACCAAAUCUGUGUUUCUGUGACAACCACCUCGAUAUGAGCAAGAAGAAGGAUGACGCACAAUGUAACAGUCCGUGCGCCGGUAACAGUAUGAUGACCUGUGGGGGUACAGACAGGAUCCAAGUCUUUGGUCCUCCCCCUGGUACUCCUGCUAUUGUUCACGCAGGCGUACAGCAAAAGUGUGAACCUUGGUGUAUAACCGGUACACAAUCGCCACAAUCUUGGGGACAAUGCGACAGUCGAGAAACAACAACGACUUCCUAUAGAAUCCAUUGCCAAUGUCCGUCAGGGUUCCACGGGCCCCAGUGUAACCAGCAUUGUACACCGGGUACCUACGGACCAGACUGCAAGUUCAACUGUCCUUGUAACAUGACAACAACUGCCUUUUGUGAUAAAGAUACGGGGGCGUGCACCUGUUUGAUGGGAUACCAAGGGAGACAAUGUCAGGAUCCCUGUCCCCCGGGGAAGUAUGGUGUAGGCUGCAAAUUGGACUGUGAAUGUUCCAGUCACACAGAAUGUGACAAUAAAAUAGGAGCCUGCUAUUGCAAAAACGGGUUUACCGGACCAACGUGUGACAGACCCUGCCCCCAGGGAUUCUUUGGUCGGAACUGUUCAGAGUCGUGCCGGUGCACAGAGCAUGGAAGCUGUAACCCGGUGGAUGGAGUCUGUCAAUGUGACCCAGGCUGGACCGAAGAGCUUUGUGGUGUACCCUGUGACCGCUACACCUUUGGAGUGGACUGUACCCUGUCAUGUGACUGCAAUAAUUCACCAUGUGAUUCAGUUACGGGGGAGUGCAAUUGUAAAGCCGGAAAAACGGGAUCCAAAUGUCAAGAGGACUGUCCGUACCAGAGAUAUGGUGAGGGGUGUCUCCAGUUCUGUGGCUGCCCACAGGGCUGUGACCCUGUCACGGGGGAUUGUACAUGUCCCCCGGGCUUCUUCGGGAUACACUGUGAAUUCCCGUGUACUAAUGGAGCAUACGGGAAGAACUGCCAGUCUCGGUGUCAGUGUGUCAUGAACCAGACAGCGUCAUGUGGCAACAGGUAUGGCUUCUGCACCUGUAAGGAUGGGUUUGUUGGUUCACGGUGUGAACAUCCCUGUCCCAUUGGAUUCUAUGGCGCGAGCUGUAACAAGACCUGUCCAUUGUGUCAACACAGCGCCCCAUGUAACCCCACCAGCGGGAAUUGUAUUUGUCCUCCAGGAUGGUCAGGGCAAAACUGUGAAGUCCCAUGUCCCAGUGGUUUCUAUGGCCCGAACUGUGGCCAGAGAUGUCCUAUAUGUAACCCUGGAGUAUGUGACCCGACCACUGGGCGAUGUAUAUGUCAGGAUAAAACCAGUCCUUGUAAAUGUCCCUCUGGUUACCAUGGCGAUUCCUGUCAGAACACGUGCCAGUGUGUGCACGGUUACUGCGGACUCAAUGGGUCCUGUGUUUGUGACAAAGGAUGGAAAGGGACUUUGUGCAAUACUCCAUGUCUCAACCCAGACGCUUCUGGCUCACCUGGAGGUGAUAUAACGACCCUAUCCUGUACACCAGCAUGUCCGAACUGUAUUCAUGGUCGAUGUCAUUUCAACGAGGAUGUCUGUUUAUGCGACGCUGGCUUCUAUGGACGAAACUGUGACCAGAAUUGUAAGGCUUUGGAGUAUGGACCAGAUUGUAUAUACCAGUGUGACCAGUGUGUCCAUAGCAACUCGUGUGACUCUAUCACUGGCCAGUGUCACUGCUUGCCCGGGUACUCAGGGGAUUUCUGCACGCAGCCAUGUCCUAAUGGUUUCUAUGGCAAUCAAUGUCAACAGGUUUGCCGGUGUUUAAAUGGAGGAGACUGUGAUACGAUUAAUGGAACCUGUAUUUGUCCCGCGGGGUUCAUGGGAGCGGACUGUUCACAGAAAUGUCCCUUAGGGAAAUAUGGAUCAGCCUGCUCCCUCAAUUGCACGUGUGGAGCUUUUUCCAAAGGAUGCAACGCCCUUACCGGAAAAUGCAUCUGUCUUCCUGGAUAUGCUGGUGACGAGUGUCAGAAGUCCUGUCCCAGCCUGGCCUAUGGGGCGAACUGUGAGCGGUCGUGUCGGGACGUCUGUGAUGUACGCGGGAUGCUGAACUGUAACCCUGUCAACGGCAGCUGCGAGUGCAGACCCGGGUACACCGGACCAAGAUGUGAUCAAAAUUGCCCCAGUGGUACAUGGGGAAUUUCUUGCUCUCAGACAUGUCUGUGUGGUUCCAAUGGAGACUGUGACCGAGAGACUGGGGUCUGUGUAUGUGACCCUGGGUACAAUGGAACCUACUGUAAUCAAGUGUGUGGAGAGGGGUACUGGGGAAGUCAGUGUAUCAGUGUUUGUAACUGUGGGGGAGCGACCUGUAACCCUGUCACAGGGGUCUGUAUGUGUCCCCCAGGGAAAAUAGGGCACCACUGCGAACAAGAAUGCGGAGAAGCCUACUUUGGUUUUCAAUGCGCCCAGGUUUGCGGCUGUCAGCACGGAGGUGUGUGUAAUAAGGUGAGCGGGGAGUGCCAAUGUCCGCCGGGCUGGAGCGGCAACCUGUGCGAGAAAAGUUGUCCCGAAGGAACAUACGGUGCCGGAUGUAGCAGUCAGUGCCCCGGAUGUAGGAAUGAUGGGGUGUGUGACAGUGUGACCGGACAGUGCAAGUGUACCCCGGGGUUCAUAGGCGAUAUCUGCGAUCAGAGUUGUACCUCUGGAUCGUGGGGAGUGAAUUGCCAGAGUGACUGUCCCUCUACGUGUAGACAGAGUUGCCUACCAAAUAAUGGUCACUGUCCAUGCCUGGCGGGGGCGUGUUUGAACGGCGGAACUUGUCAUCAGGGAAGGUGUAUCUGCAAGCCUGGGUUUUUCGGUGACGACUGUUCACAGACACUUUAUGGUACUCCUGCAGCACAGAAAUCCACGAAUGAAGCCCCAGCGGCUGUGACCUUGACAGCAGGAGAAGUGGCCGGUGUUGUAGUGUGUAUACUGGUUCUCAUUGUAUUGGUUGCCAUGCUCACCAUCUUUAUUAUGAGAAGAAAAUAUAGAAAUCGUGGUAACAGUGUCACAAUGAAUUUCAGCCGAUCUCUACAGCAUGACGAUGACAACGGUCUCCAUGGUUUCUCUAAUCCUCAUUACGAUCACCCGAAAUCUGAUAACGAGGCUGCAUCCUCAGUGGACCGGAAGUCAAGUGACACACCCUCUGUAGAAGGAACAGCCGCGUGAAUGAAGCUAGAAACCAGAAAUAUCUCUUCAUCAAAUUCAAUCUUCAAUCUCUCUUACAAGGAGUCAAAUUGGCAUUGUUGAAACAUCAGUAUAGUAAGCAUGGCAAUAAUGUGUGAUAACAAUACUUCAGUAGUAAUAUUUAAAGAUUCUACCCAUUUUCUCAUAGAAAAUGAUUGUUACAUAUCCUGCUUAUGAGUAAUUGAUCAAUUCAUUCAUUGUACAUUUUGUGCCAAAACCAUAAGAUGGAUUAGAAUGUUUGUGCUUGUAUAAGUUUUGAAGUAUGAUUGAAAGUAUAUAUGCAGUGAUUUUUAUAAUUUUUUUCCGUCGUCAAAAUAUUUUUUUCCGUUGUCAAAUUACUAGUAUCUUGCUCAAAAAAGAUAUUUAAAACAACUCCAGUUAUUACACUGAAUUAACGUAACUAAUAUGCAGUCACCUUACAAGGUUUGUAGCAAAUGUUUUCCUGUUCAUCCAGAGAUAAGUCAAAUAGACGCACAUGUAUUUUUUUCCAUAAUGAGAAUUUAAUAUGCUGUUCAUUUGCUUGAUAUAAUUAUAGGAUUGUUUGAGUCAUUGGGUAUUUACAUGCAUCAUUACUUAACGAUAAAUACUGCACGCAAAUUUGGUGAAGAAUACUUGACUGACUUGACGUGAAUGUGUGAAAACAAAGUGAACAACUUUGAGAGGGAAUAGAUAAGUUUUUGCUAGAUAGUAGACAACGAAUUUACUUUGCUUAAAGUAAAGAAACAGUAGAUUUUGGUAUCUUUAGGUUAAAUCAUGGUCCUGUCUGUGUGUUUCAUAGGAAGUCUCGAUAGACAUCGCUGUCUGUUUGCUGAAUGUAAACAUGCUAGAAUGUAAAUGAGAAUUUUCUGUCUACUUGCUUCGUAUUAAUUACAGAUAGUCUUUGUGUGUCUGUUCCAUACUAGAUAUAGAUAGAUUGAAGUGUACCUGACUAAUGGUAUAGAUAGUCUUUUAAGUUCAUCUGUAACGUAGUAAAUAAGUAUGUAUUUUCCAUAAUAGAUAGUUAUGCCUGUGUCAUUAUAAAUGAAGAUGUUUGUUCCGUAAUUAAUGUCAAUGUAUUUUCUUGUCUGUCUGACUAGUAUAGUUAUAUACUUUGCCACAUUUCUGCAUGUAACAAUCGGAUAUUACGUAUUCCAGUGAACAACACUACUGUAGAACAAAAUAUUUAUGUAUUACAAUACCCUUCUCGUCAAUGUAUAUCUACUUUGUGCUUACAUAAUGUCUACCCCUUGUUAUCACUGUAUAUAUUUAGUCUACAUAAUGUCUACACCAUGUCUCUAUUUAAUCAAUUUUGUCCAACAAAUUUCCUUAUAAUGACAUAAUAAUCACUGUUUAUUGUAUGUCUCCUUUGUUUAUAUUAUGUUGUAGUUUAUUUUGAUGGCAAUAACAUUAUUCAGCUACUAAUUGGUAUCACUGUCUUUUCGUUCAUAAAUUUAAUACAAGAAGUUGCAUUUUAUAAAAUGAUAAUUAAAUGUAUACUAUAACGUGUUCAAGUCUGUGUUACAAUGAAUGGAAUUUAAGCAAUAGUAAAAUAAACCAUGUAACAUUGUUGUUCAUUAAUCAGUUAAGCUUUUGUGAAGAAAUCGUCUACUUUAUACUUGCUUCUUUAUACUAUCAGACAACAUUAAAUGAACGUACAUUAA